AUGCCUGCUCUUGUCAUCCAUGACACGGGACUGACGAGAGGCUGGCAUUCACUGGCGAUGCUUCCCCCUCUCCUGCACUCUAUAUUGCCCGUUUGGGGGUGCCAGUGGGAUGCUAGUGGCAUGUUGCAACUCGAACAUCUCCUUCCGGAACCCACCCCUGGCCGCACAAUUCGACAAAGGGACCAGUCGGUGUCGAAUAUCGCCAUCGCAGGACGUGUAGCCGGCUGGCUGGGUCCCAUCCUCCUCCUGCGGCAUGCCCAGAUCGGGACAUACUCGUCGAGUGCUGGGCCCAAGAAAGUCGAACGUGUGGCGUCGAGCAAGAUUUCCAGCAACAAGACCGGCAUGUUCGGGAGGGGUGGGCGGGAUCUUUUAUUGAUGGGCAGACAGUCAGCCACUGAGGGAGUUGAGACAAGAGAAGAACGCCUCCAGCAGCGCGCUUGUGUGUUUCAUGUUUCCUUGUGGCCAAGCUGA
Molecule: messenger RNA, 471 nt
Organism: Podospora bellae-mahoneyi
Lineage: Eukaryota; Fungi; Ascomycota; Sordariomycetes; Sordariales; Podosporaceae
Exons: 1
Coding region: 1-471 (156 amino acids)
Source: RefSeq, a predicted model, not a curated record